Molecule: messenger RNA, 5891 nt
Organism: Rhipicephalus sanguineus (brown dog tick)
Lineage: Eukaryota; Metazoa; Arthropoda; Arachnida; Ixodida; Ixodidae
Gene: Hasp
Product: sushi, von Willebrand factor type A, EGF and pentraxin domain-containing protein 1
Exons: 20
Coding region: 268-4158 (1296 amino acids)
Source: RefSeq, a predicted model, not a curated record
GGCGACGAGGAGGACGUUCGCGAGGGCUGCCCGCAGAACCGGGAGGAAGCGGCCGCGCUGGGCCGCCGCUGCCUGCGCAAGUGCAAGACCGAUGAGGACUGCAUCAGCUCCAAGAAGAAGUGCCUCUGCGACGGACGCUGCGGCUGGAGUUGCGUCAGGCCAGAUUUAAACUGCGACGAGUUGGAGCCUCUGGAGAACGGCCAGUUCCGGGUGAGCGGCGACUACUUCGGGGCGCGUGUCUACUACGAGUGCGCUGAGAAUUUCUGGAUGUCCGGCCCCAAGGAGCGCAUGUGCCAGGGCGACGGUGGCUGGAGCGGCCGAGCGCCCGAGUGCAAGAAGCAACCGUCGUGCAGCAGCCCGCCGGGCGUGCCGCACUCGCGCACGAACGCGAGCGACGGCGCCCGGGACUUUGUGAUCAACUCGACGGUGCGCUACACCUGCUUCCCAGGCUACGAUGCCAAGGGCUUCGACGUGGCCAAAUGCAUCUUCUACAAUGGCUCCGCCCAGUGGUUCGGCCCGGACCUAAAGUGCGACCCCAAGAGCUGCGGCCCCCCAGGAGAGGUUGAGCACGGCCGUCGCAUGGGCGCCAUGACGCGCUUCACCAGUUCGGUCAAGUACGAGUGUCACGAGGGAUACGAGCUGUUCGGCCGGGCGCACCGCUACUGCCAGUCCUCCGGCCAGUGGAGCGGCACACUGCCAGAGUGCAGGCCGGUGCAAUGUGACAAGCCCGAGGACCCCCUGAACGGCCGGGCCAUCUUCGACCAGCUGCUGUUCAACUCGGUGGUGCGAUACGAGUGCCACCACGGAUUUCGCCUGAAGGGGCCUUCCACGGCGCGCUGCAACUCUCAGCGGCAAUGGGAGGGCGCACCCACACACUGCGUUGAGAUCGACUGCGGCCACCCUGGCCACCUGCACAACGGUUACGUGGAGUUCCGCUCGUCGACGCUCAACGCCAAGGCCACGUACAACUGCUUCGACGGCAUGAAGUUCCAGGGCGAGUCCAACACCAGCAUCUGUCUCGACACCGGUAACUGGUCCAACCCAUUGCCCAAGUGUCUCGCGCCGUGCAAGAUUCCGACGCUGGAGCACGCAUACGUGAAUCUAUCGACACCCGAAUCCCGGCUGGAGCACGGGCGCCGGCUCAGCGUCAGCUGCCACGAGCACUAUGAGCUGGCCUAUAAUUCUACGCCGCCACGGUGCAACAACGGAUCGUGGACACAUCUGCCAAUAUGCGCGCCAGCCCGAUGCAAGAGCCUUCCUGAGCGGCCUGCGCAUGGAUUCGUGAUCGCGCCGAAGACGGACCAUGGCAUGCGGGCACUGUUCCGCUGCACCGACGGAUACCAGCUGGUGGGGCCCAACGUCACCGUCUGCCAGUUCGGAAACUGGACGCACGAGGCUGUGCCCUUGUGCCGAGAGAUCUACUGCCCCUUCCCGGGCUCGAUCGAGCACGGCCGCGUGCUGCUGGUGGGCAACAUGGGAAUGUACGACUACCGGCCGUACGUCCGGCGCGUGAGCAACAACCGGCAGAUCAUGUUCGAGUGCCGCCGGGGCUACACCAUCCUGCACGGGCCCCCCGGAGCCACCUGCGUGGACGGCCGUUGGAGUCCGUCGGAGCUCCCGCGCUGCGUGCGCGGCUCACACCCACACGUGCGCCAGAUCCGCAGCGCCAGGCGCCGCCGCCGCCGCCUGGCCGCGAGGACGCGACGCGACGCCCACACACGUCGCCGGCGGUGGCGCCGCACGGGGGGUCCGUGCAGGCUGGCGCCAAACGUGGGCCCAGGCCAACGGGGCCGCAGCGAUGAUGGGGACAUGCGCAGCGCCAAUCCAGGGGGCGGCCGUCGUGGCAGGGAGCUCUGCGGCGCGGGCAACGCCACAGCCAGGUGCGUGCAGGCCGGAUGGCAGCCCUCCCGGGAGGAGAGACGUCUCUGCCGCCCUCGGCCUCGCCGCCGCCGCGCCCCCACAUGCAGUUUGCCCGAGGUGCCGAACGGCUCGUUCCGGGAGCUGACGACGGAGCGGCCUCUGGAUCCGGCGGAGCUGAUCGGCCACGGCACCCUGGUGGAGCUGGUGUGCGCCGGCGGCUUCCAGGUUCAGGGCCAGCCGGAGCUGCGCUGCUGGCAGGGACAGUGGACCCCCAGCCUGCUCCCAGAGUGUUUGCCAGAGCCGUGCGAGCUGCCAGCGCUGCGGGGCGGCCGCUACCUGGGCGGCUACCGGACGGGCCUAACCAUAUCGCCGGGCUCGUCGGUGGAGUACGCCUGCGACGAACCGCACCUGCGCCAAUGGCCGCCGUCACCGCUGCGCUGCCGCAUGGGCCGACUGCAACCGGCACCGCCAACCUGCUUGCCGCCGCCACAGACGCCUUCGGCAGCCGGCUCCGGCCUCGGAGCAGCGCCGGAGGAGGCGCCACAGCCGGAGUCGGUGCCCGUGGCGGUGGUGGAGGAGGCUCAGGGGUCGACAGCGUCCCCGGGGCCCCCCAGUGGAGGUGACGCCGUCCCGCGCCGCGCAACGUCACCGCCACCUUCGGACCGGCCCUGCAGCGCUCCGGAGCGGCUGCACAACGCGCUCGCCUUCCGGUCCUCGUCGCCGUCGCGAUCCGAGGAGGAGGACGGGGAGGAGGACUCCAGGGGCCUGUUGCAGUUCCCUCACGGCACGGAAGUGGUCUUCCGCUGCAUCGACAGCGCCGGAGGCGGCGAGAGGAGCACCUGGAAGCUCCUGUGUGAGGACGGCAGCUGGCUGGGCCGCCCCGAGAAGUGCGAGGACGGGGCGCAGCAGCUGUCGGUGCCCAAGGAAGAGCGGCGCAAUCGGUCCUGCGUGUUCCGCAACACGGAGCCCAACCUGGAGGCCUUCCAGGGCGACCGACGCAUCACGGACGACACGCUCCACUUUCCGCCGGGUUCCGAGCUCGUCUUCCGCUGCAAGGACAUCGGCAAAUACAGCCUGGUGGGCAGCGUACGCCGACGCUGCGUGUACGGCGACUGGGACGGCGUCAAGCCCUCCUGCUUCGGACUCUCCCAGGAGAACGACUACGCGCUGGAGAAGCCUCCGACGAUCCUCUUCCGGCCGCACGUGAUGCCGGUAGCGCAGAGCAAUGACGGCAAGCUGGUCGUGUACCCGGGGGCUAUCCUGCACUUGGAGUGCCUCUGGCUGCGCAAGUACGGCACGCCCAAGUGGGAGGUCAGCCACAAGUCCCGCAAGUACGCCGAAGGCUGGACCACGGAACCUGGCAGGGACUCUCAACUCGAGUAUCGGCUCUCCAUCUACCACGCCAAGAAGGACGACUCGGGUCGGUACACCUGCAUCACGCCCAUGGGCCACAAGCACUCCGUCGACAUCGUCGUUUCCCCGGUGCACUGUCGUCCACUGCCGAGCGUGAGCGGGCUGUCGGUGAGCACCGCGACGACGCGGAUGGGCACCAAGGUGGUCUUCUCGUGCGACGAGGGCCAGCGGCUACGCGGCAGCCAGCAGGCCAUGUGCCUGCCUUCGGGGAACUGGUCAGCACCUCCACCCAUCUGCCAAGUGGCCGAGUGCCACGACAUCACCGGCGCCUCGGACGGACUCGUCGUGGUAAAGGCCGAGCAGCGAGCGGUCGGCUCCCGGGCGCACUUUUCGUGUCCCUUGGGCUACGCUCUACGGGGACAGGCGUCCGUGGAGUGCCUCGACACUGGCCAGUGGUCCGGCUCACUGCCGCGCUGUGAAGAGGUGGUGUGUUCGGCGCUGCCUCCACCCGAGAACGGCUACGUGGAAGGUGAGCGUGGGACACAGUACCGCGGCGGUCAGCAGAUGCAAUUCGCCUGCCGGCCGGACCACAUGAUGCUCGGCGCUGGUGUGCUCGAGUGCCUGGACAACGACCGCUGGAGCGGCACCAUCCCCAAAUGCGUUCCGGCGUGCCAGUACCCGAGCGUCCGCGACGGGGCGCGCAUCUUGUCGCGAGUGAACUACUUCUACCGCAUCAACGAGACGGUGUCGUUCGAAUGCCCUGAGGGCUUCCAGCUACGGGGGAGUCCCAUGAUCCAGUGCGUGGCCAAGGGCCGCUGGUCGGCCGCCGUGCCCAGGUGCCAGCCGUUCGCCCCGUCGACGUCCUCCUCUCACGAGAGGAGACUCAGGAGGCACCAUCGGCGCUGGCCGCUCGCCACGCCCGUCGCGGCCCACUGGCACCUGUGACCAUGCUAAGCAGCACGCGCCGAGCUCGUCGAGUUCGCUAGCGGACGGCGCUCGGAGUGCAGCGAUCGCAUUCUAAUCUAUCACUUCGCGGCCAACGGUUAAUUGGGACCGAUGAAAAUGCAGGUGGUCUGCCUCAGUUGCGUCUAGUUUCGUCAUCAGCCGCCAUAAAGUCUCACGACCGUCCUUGCGUGGUCUGUACGGCUGACUACAGACACUUCAGGAACGUGGAAUACAUUGAUGAAUUUUCUUUCAGCCUAUAAGCAUGCGGUCAGCAGUGGAUGAAUGCAUCACGCAUCUGUCGGUGGUACUUGCACAGCGCGUUAUGCUGCCCAUAAGGCCGUGAAAAAGUAAUUAUCUUGGAAUCUGUUGCAACCGAUUUCAUGGUCACCGGUACAAUUGCGGCGCUGAGAGAUUUGCUUUCGUUCUCUCUAUUGCUCUCUUGUUUUCCUUAUUUUUUUUUUAACUCGAGUUGAGCUCAACAAAAAAGUGACUCAAUUUAGGUCCGCUGGAAUUGGCUUGAGCUUGGCCGAGAAAGCCGGAUCUUGUCGAAGCGCCACUCUUUCAACUGAACAGUAUAUCCGAAUGUCGUUUAGGCCUGCACAACCAAGAAGCAACGUGAAGUAAGCAAAUUUACUCUUGUUGAGCUCGACAGGUCCCUAGUUCAGUGCUUUGUAGGACUGUUUGCCUUAGACGGCCAAUGGUUCGCUCGCUUCCAAAAAGUCAAGACCUCUGUCGCGGCGUCGUGAACGCCGGCGCAUUAAGCACAGCUUGUCCUGUCUUCAUUAAGACAUCACAGUGAAAACAUUUGUAUGAUGCAUUUGCAUAUCUUUUCAGAGCAGCGGUGCAAAAACACUCUUCGGGGAGAACACGACUUGAAUGGAAUCAUCUCCUUGUCAUGGCGCAACUUGCGAGCGCCCCAGGUCGACGUCUUCACUGAAUGAGUGAAAGGAGCGUUGUGUCACUGUAACUAUACGUCAUAAAUAACGAAUGUACUCGUGCGCUCAAAUACAGUUGAUUACUUGCGUGCUGCCGGAGUUACUGCUCUUUUUUUUUCGGGAAUAACCUAAAGGAUAUAAUUAAUUAUUUGAUACUGUGAAAUGUAUGGAAUACUGUGCCGCGCAAUAGUCCACGUCUAGACUUUUUUGAAGGCGAAAGAUAAAGCGACGCCAAUUUAUUAUUUCGCGCGUAGACUUUGUUCAUGUCCAGGGGAAAAAAAUGUCAUUCUUACAAGGAGGGAUAUGCACAUGGCGCGCAUAUGCAACAUGUGCAAAUCCUGAAACUAUAAUUACAUAGCUAAGCUAUACCUUGUUCUUUCCUGUUUGAAAACUCACAAUUAAACGACGGAACACUGUGCUCCACCGGCUGCGAUGGGAUUGCAAAUACUCGGCGCAGUGCUUCAGUGAAUCUCCGGUGGCGCCCAGAACUGUGAAGCAAAAGGGCACCGAUCGACCCGGCGGACGUGUGGUGCGUACGGUGGGACAACUUUAUAAUGUGCGCCUCCAUCUAGUGGACUCCGUGAUGCGCGCGUCGCCCGAAGUGCCGUUAUGAACGCUCUCAUGCUCGAGCAAGAUGAGAGAGAGCAAAAAAAAAAGCAUUAAAAAACGAAAUAGAACUGUUUACGUCUUCCACAUUGACAGUGCACACAGCUACGGUUGUUUUGGAAGUAGCGGAAGUUUUUUGUCAAUGAGUUGACGUCCUUUAUUACUCGAGUUGCAAGAGCACAAAUGUGUCAC